AUGGACCUAGUUUUGGGCACCAGAGAGAGGCAGCUAAACAAAUGGGAGGAGCAGAUGGCAUUCUUGCAAAUAGAGAUGACACAGCCCAAUGCACAGUGGGCCUCAGGUCCCUCUAGUGUCCCCUCUAUAGCCUCGGGUCCCUCUAGUGUCCCCUCUCUAGCCUCAGGUCCCUCUAGUGUCCCCUCUAUAGCCAGAGGUCCCUCUAGUGAACCCUCUCUAGCCUUGGGUCCCUCUAGUGUCCCCUCUCUAGCCAGAGUCUUUGAUCCUUCUGUUGUCCCCUCCAUAGUUUCAGGCCCCUCUGGUGUUCCCUCUCUAGUGCCCUGUGUCUCCUCUCUGGUGCCCUCUGGUGUCACGUCUCCAGCUGAGUUUGUCCUCGAUACCCCUCAGCGGGCACCCCUCGCCUCCGAGGUCCCUAAGCGGGCGCUCCUCACCUCUUCGUCACGGGUCCCCCAAGGUUUGUGUGUCGCAGUCGGUGGCCCCAAAGGUUUGUGUGCUGCAAUCGUCGGCCCCCAAGGGUCCUGCAGCAGAGAGGCCCUCCUCCAAGGGUCCUGCAGCACAGAGGCCGUCCUACAAGGGUCUUGCAGCACAGAGGCCGCCCUCCAAGGGUCCUGCAGCACAGAAGCCAUCCUCCAAGGGUCCUGCAGCAGAGACGCCGUCCUCCAGAGCAUAAGAAAUCAAACAGAAAAUGAACUCAUCAAACAACUACUGAAUGGCACCACUGCGUGGAUUGGUCUGUAUUGGGAAAAGCUGUGGUCAGAUGGGAGCUUGUCUCUGUUUCGACACUGGGCUGACAGAGAGCCAAAUAAUCCCUCUGGUGAUCAGUGUGCCGCUGGAUCAUUUAAUGAUACUGGAAGAUGGCUCGAUGAAGAGUGCAGCUUGAGUUUGCCAUUUGUCUGUUACAGAAGAGAAGAACAAGCUCCAUCUUGUUCUGGCUGUCAGUGUUGUCCGUCAGGUACAGAGUGCAACACCACCAAUGGCAGUUUUGAAUGUCUUGACCCCUGUGUCAACUACAUUACACUGAAUGAUACCUGGCGUUCUAGAGAUAAUAGAAACAAUACAAUCUUACACUGUGAUCAGGACAUUUUCUAGAGUGGUUGGUAUCGCUUUUAUUUGGGGCAA
Cyprinodon tularosa is the source of this 1119-nucleotide messenger RNA. RefSeq names its product mucin-19-like. The transcript has 6 exons. Lineage: Eukaryota; Metazoa; Chordata; Actinopteri; Cyprinodontiformes; Cyprinodontidae. Bases 1 to 1089 code for a protein of 362 amino acids. The record is from RefSeq and is a predicted model, not a curated record.